This is a messenger RNA of Gaeumannomyces tritici R3-111a-1, 564 nucleotides long. RefSeq lists its product as hypothetical. Lineage: Eukaryota; Fungi; Ascomycota; Sordariomycetes; Magnaporthales; Magnaporthaceae. Bases 235 to 471 code for a protein of 78 amino acids. The transcript has a single exon. The record is from RefSeq and is a predicted model, not a curated record.
GCAAAUCUUGCGCGUGCGUGCUUAGCAGGCAAAGUGCGUGCUUAGGCAGACCAAUCUUGCGCCGUGCGUAUCGUUGGAAUGCGGUCGACCGAGGAGGAGUCGCGAGUAUAACGGAGGGGCGGCGGCCGGUGCCGGGUGCUGGUGCUGGGUAAAGUGUGGUGUUGGAUAGGGUGUGGUGUAAGGUGCUGUGCUGGGGAAGGUGCUGGUAGGGGUAACGGCGGCCGGUGCCUGUGUAUGGCGGGGGACGGCGGCGGCCGGGCCGGCUUCUCGUCCAAGGUAUCAAACUGCUUGCCGGCCAGCAGGUCGCGCCCUCGGAGAAAGCCCUGGAACCUGAGUGGUGAAUCCGCCAAAGCCCUGCGAACGAGGCCCACCAGAACGGCCCACCUCGCUCACCCCCGCAGCCGCCGCUGCAGCGUAGUGCUGCCACCUGUCAUUUUUGCGGGUUUGCGUAGUUCGACACGCCACGGAUGAUAUGGCACGGGAAUUCGGUCAUGAUCCCCGCUGUCACGGCCGGUAGGAGGUAGGAAGAGCUCACUGCUUGUGGGGCCGCGCAGCAAGGAGUGG